Aspergillus versicolor CBS 583.65 is the source of this 744-nucleotide messenger RNA. RefSeq lists its product as uncharacterized. Bases 1 to 744 code for a protein of 247 amino acids. Gene Ontology annotation, molecular function: hydrolase activity. Lineage: Eukaryota; Fungi; Ascomycota; Eurotiomycetes; Eurotiales; Aspergillaceae. The transcript is spliced from 2 exons. The record is from RefSeq and is a predicted model, not a curated record.
AUGAAACUUACAGUCCCAACAAUCCUAUCCGCCAUCCUGGCGUGCGGGACCGCAAACCCAAUCCGCCGCGCCGAUAGCCCUCCCUACUUCAUCACCAUCGGGGACUCAACCGUCGCCUCAAACGGCGGCUGGGGCGAUGGGUUCCUCUCGUUCGUCGCCUCUCCAGCCGACGGUGCAAACCAGGGCAAGAGUGGCAGCACCACUGAGUCCUGGCGCGCCAACGGACGGUGGGAAACACUGGUUGAGACCAUCAACGAGACAGUGGCCGACUACCAGACCAUUGUGACGAUGCAGUUCGGACAUAAUGACCAGAAGGCCUUGUCCCUGGAUGAGUAUGGUGAGAAUCUCAUCGGCCUUUGCACUGAUAUCCAGGAUCUUGGUGCUACUCCGAUCGUCAUUACACCCCUCAGUCGCCGCAACUUUGACGGUGAUACCACGGAAGAGGACUUUGUCGAAUGGCGGAAGACCGCUAUCGCAGCAGCAAAGGAAGCCGGGGCCAAGUUCUUGGACCUUACCACGGCCAGCACCGACUAUGUCAACGCCAUUGGAGCCGAGAAUGCGGCAGCCUAUGACUUGAGUGAGGGCGAUGGCACCCAUAUCAAUGAGGCGGGUGGAGUAGUAUUCGGCCGCAUGGUUGCUGAUCUUCUGAUUGAGGCGCGCCCUGAUGUGGAGGAGUACAUUACUGCCAACGAGGCGCUGAGCGAGAAGAUCGCGACGGGCGAGUAUGCAACCGGCGAUGAGUAG